Molecule: messenger RNA, 998 nt
Organism: Cercocebus atys (sooty mangabey)
Lineage: Eukaryota; Metazoa; Chordata; Mammalia; Primates; Cercopithecidae
Product: olfactory receptor 8I2
Exons: 1
Coding region: 26-958 (310 amino acids)
Biological process (GO): sensory perception of smell; G protein-coupled receptor signaling pathway
Cellular component (GO): membrane
Molecular function (GO): olfactory receptor activity; G protein-coupled receptor activity; odorant binding
Source: RefSeq, a predicted model, not a curated record
AAGUCAAAGGCCUGAGUUGAUAUAAAUGGCUGGCAACAAUUUCACUGAGGUGACUGUCUUCAUCCUCUCUGGAUUUGCAAAUCACCCUGAAUUACAAGUCAGUCUUUUCUUGAUGUUUCUCUUCAUUUAUUUAUUCACUAUUUUGGGAAACUUGGGACUGAUCACGUUAAUCAGAAUUGAUUCUCAGCUUCAUACCCCUAUGUACUUUUUCCUGAGCAAUUUAGCAUUCAUUGACGUACUUUACUCCUCUACUGUAACGCCUAAGGCAUUGGUGAAUUUCCAGUCCAAUCAGAGAUCCAUCUCCUUUGUUGGCUGCUUUGUUCAAAUGUACUUUUUUGUUGGAUUGGUGUGUAGUGAGUGUUUCCUUCUGGGAUCAAUGGCCUACGAUCGCUAUGUAGCCAUCUGCAAUCCCUUAUUGUACUCAGUAGUCAUGUCCCAAAAAGUGUGCAACUGGCUGGGAGUAAUGCCAUAUGCGAUAGGCUUCACAAAUUCUCUGAUAUCCGUCUGUGUGAUAAGUAGUUUGGUGUUCUGUGGUUCCAGCAUCAAUCAUUUUUUCUGUGACACCACAGCUCUUUUAGCACUGUCCUGUGUAGAUGCAUUCGGCACAGAAAUGGUGAUCUUUGUCUUAGCUGGAUUCACUCUUCUUAGCUCUCUUCUUAUCAUCACGGUCACUUAUAUCACCAUCAUCUCAGCCAUCCUGAGGAUCCAGUCGGCAGCAGGCAGGCAGAAGGCCUUCUCCACCUGUACAUCCCACCUCACUGGUGUAACUAUCUUUUAUGGGUCUCUGAUUUUCACCUAUUUGCAACCUGAUAACACAUCAUCGCUCACCCAGGCACAGGUGGCAUCUGUAUUCUAUACGACUGUCAUUCCCAUGCUGAAUCCACUCAUCUACAGUCUGAGGAACAAAGAAGUGAAAAAUGCUCUUCUGAGAGUCAUACAUAGAAAACUUUUUCCAUGACAACUUUCUGUAUGUUACAAUUAAAACAAACGUGGAUGGC